AUGGAACUUUCAAGUUCAAAAGGCAAUGAAAAAAAGAAAGUUGAGGGUCUACAUGGUAACAGUGCAAUCUGGGCCAGUCUCAUCGCAAUUUGCGGCAUUGUUCUGAUCGUUGUUGUUGGAGCAGGACUCUAUUUACGGAAACGAGAACAGAAAAAGGCAAGUCAGUUUGGCGGGCGAGGGAAACACUUGACCCAAUAGAAGAAGAGUUGACUCAGAACCUGCAGAUUGAGCCACCGAGGGAGACACUUGACUCUUUAGGUAUAAAUUUUUGCCAGCUGGAGGGUCAGUUGACUCAAAAAAUUAGACUUGACCUAUGAGGAAAACACUUGAACCCAAGUUUGGAAAUUUGACCCAUAAGAUAAAAACUUGGUUCUGAAGGAAAAAAUAAUCUUAUUUACGGGAGACUAGACCAAAAAUGACCAACUUGUUAUGAACGAGACACGAAAACGGUGCACUAGCGAUAAAGAGAAACAAUUGACACAUACCUAAAAAAAUAAAUCUACUUCGUUUCAGAAACGUGCUAACAAAGAAGCAGCCACGGUCAGUGAGAUGUCUUCGGUAUCCAAUGUCUCUUACGAAUCGGUAUUCUCAAUUGAAAGUGAAUCGAAGUCCAGCAACCCACUGAAUCCGGAAAAUACAGAGCAAAAGUUUUCAAACAUAGAAAGUUUAAAUAAGGAAUCUGCGAGAUGA
Messenger RNA from Bursaphelenchus xylophilus (pine wood nematode), 690 nucleotides. The record is from the annotation of a GenBank genome assembly. Lineage: Eukaryota; Metazoa; Nematoda; Chromadorea; Rhabditida; Aphelenchoididae.